AGAAAGUGACCCUUCUUCACGGUUAUAGUUCGGCUUGACAAAUUGCUCGUUCUCUCUACUGUCUCCUCUCUACAGAAAUAUGGUCCUACAGCCGUGGAAACAUAAAACCCGAAUUUCAUAACCCAAGAACCUUUGUCAUGUACAAUGAUGGUGUUGCCUGUUUAAAUUCAUCAUAGGAAUAGUACUGUAAUAGAAACUUUUUUCUAGUCACCCUUUGAUGACUUCUUUUGGAAAUUAGACUGUACUUUAGUUGAAGAUGGCGUACUUGUGUUUUAUAAUAUGCGUUUUACUUCAAGGAAUUUUUGUACUAUCAAGAGGUUGUGAACUGCCCUGCAAUAAUUUUCAAUUCCAAUGUAAAAAUUGUCGAUGUAUCUUGGAGUCAGAUAAAUGCAAUCACAUUAAUGACUGCGGCGACAACUCUGAUGAAAUGGACAAAUGCUCAUAUAAGCCCUGCAUGGGGGAUCAGAUGACCUGUGAUAAUUAUAAGUGUGUGAACCAGUCCAGUGUGUGUGAUGGAAAAGAUGAUUGUGGAGAUUUUUCUGAUGAAAAAGGUUGUGGUAAUGAGGAAUGUGGUCCCCAGGAAUGGCAAUGUACAGAGUCCAAACAAUGUAUACCCAUCACCAAACUCUGCAGCCAGUCCCUCGACUGUCAGAAGGGGGAGGACGAAGGACCCACCUGCAGUAAGUUAACACACACUGACAUCUACUUUGUUUAUACAUUGUUUGACCUUGAUUGAAUCCAUGAACCUUGGUGAGUAUAUGAAUACAACAACACAGUGUAAUGUAGCUUAUGGUUGUAGUAACUACCCCCUCCCAUCCCCCCCCCCCUCCCCCCAAAGGAGAAAAAUAAAAGAAAACAAAAAUAUGAUUUGGAAAAAUGUUUGUCAUAUGUUUACUACUACCAUAUGCCACCUAUUCUAGCAGCACAGCUUAUAUACCCCCUUUUUAUAUUCCUGUCAUAGAUGGAUCAUGGUACAUGUAUGGUAUCCAUCUGUCUGCCUGUUGGUCUGUCAGCACAUUGUGGGUUAGAUAGAAUUAGUACCUAUAAAGCUGGAAUCAUCAAACUUGGCAUACAUGUUUCCAAUU
This is a messenger RNA of Ostrea edulis (European flat oyster), 1085 nucleotides long. RefSeq names its product low-density lipoprotein receptor-related protein 8-like. Gene Ontology annotation, molecular function: protein binding. Lineage: Eukaryota; Metazoa; Mollusca; Bivalvia; Ostreida; Ostreidae. The transcript has 4 exons. Bases 257 to 736 code for a protein of 159 amino acids. The record is from RefSeq and is a predicted model, not a curated record.